UAUGAGAAGCCCAGGAUGCUAGAUUGAUAUGGGUUGGCUGGCUUUCCUAUAAAUGAACUUUCCAACCAAAUAAUUGAAGCUGCAGUCAUGGGUGAUGGGAAGCCUUAGCAUUUUGCCCUCACUGGACCACAAGAAAAGGGACAAAAUCAUUGGGUCAAUAGAGAAGGACUGACGAUAAGACCUUUUAAAAUUUUAAAAAAAUAUAAAAAAUGAAGAAGAAAAUGGGGUGAGAUUUGCAAGGAUGGUAGUGAAUUUGAGCCUUGAGGGGGGAGGUUUAGGCAUCUGCAGAUGGCUUCUUGUCUUUCAAACUGCGUAAUCCAGAGGUGCAAGAGAAGCCCCAGGAGCUUCUUUGAUUGGAACAUAGGCAGGCCAAACAUUGAUGCAAGGCCACAGCCCAAGUACCAUGAUAUUCAUCAUCUCCCCUUCUCACCUUCUCUUGUCAGCCAAACAUUCUUAAGGGGAAGAGAACUCAGAUGCUGCUAUAGAGCCACCAUCGAUGGAUUUAGCGCGACUUCAUUUCACAAUCAGUGUGACUUCAAGGGGCCUUGCGUGAUCAUCGGAUACACAAAUAAGUCCUUCAAGUUUGGAGCAUUUAACCCUGAAGGCUAUCGAAGCACCGAUGAUUAUUAUGACACUUUUGAUGCAUUUUUGUUCUAUUGGACACACAAUGAUCAAAGUGAACCUAUCAAUUUACCUAAAGUUGGUGGUAGUGGUGCGGCUCUUUUUGAUUAUGCUCGGGGUGGACCGCAGUUUGGGGCUGAUGGGCUACUCAUUGGGCCCCCGCUAGCACCAGUUAUGGGUGGAUUUUCUGGGCCUGAUACAAAUUCGGGUGUCGGUGAUUUGAGGCAAGCUAAAUCUAGACUGGGAUUGUCUUAUGCCAAAAGGGAAGAUGGGAAGGAGUCCAUCUUUGGUGAUGAAUUCAGGGCCACUCUUCAAGAAGUGCAAGUCUUUUGUAGUCCUGAAAUUGCAAGCUUGUACUAGAAUGCAUAGGCAUAGUAACUUUUAGCUUACAGAAACCAACUGUAAAGAGCAAAAUGUUCUGAAUAUAUAUAUAUACCCCUGCUUUAAUA
Messenger RNA from Malania oleifera, 1070 nucleotides. RefSeq lists its product as uncharacterized. Bases 289 to 981 code for a protein of 230 amino acids. The transcript is spliced from 2 exons. NCBI's taxonomy places the organism in Eukaryota, Viridiplantae, Streptophyta, Magnoliopsida, Santalales, Ximeniaceae. The record is from RefSeq and is a predicted model, not a curated record.